Molecule: messenger RNA, 597 nt
Organism: Cyphellophora attinorum
Lineage: Eukaryota; Fungi; Ascomycota; Eurotiomycetes; Chaetothyriales; Cyphellophoraceae
Exons: 1
Coding region: 1-597 (198 amino acids)
Source: RefSeq, a predicted model, not a curated record
AUGGCAGCCACCACCCCCCACACCCACACCAUAACCCGCAACAUCACCACCCUCACCCACCCCUACGACCUCAUCCUAUCCCGCAUACAUGCUUCCCUCGGCAACACCACCCUCCUGCCCCCACUCCAAUCUCUCGCCAAAACCUCGACUCCCCUAGAGCCCUACAUCGCAUCAGUAGUCGGGCCACACGACUUCAUAAUCUUCCAAAAAUACGACUGGCAUCCCCUCCUCGCGUCCCCCGGCCAGAACAGUCCAGGCUUGAAGGCGUGUCGCAUCAUCUUUGGAAAUCCACUUGUGGCGAAAACGAUGGUUAGGGAGGACGUCAAGGCUGGGCUGUUUGCGCCAGUGAGUAUGUUGGUUCAGGAAAUAGAGAAUGGUGGUGGAGUGAGUGUGAUGUGGGAUCUACCUAGUAGCUUGAUCAAUUGGGCAGGGACUGUGAAAGGGGAGAAGGGAGAGGCGUUGGAGAAGGCGAGUAAGGUGCUGGAUGGGAAGAUGAAGAGGUUUAUCGAGGAUUUGGGGACGGCGGAGGAGGAGUGGGAGGGCGUCAUUCGGGAGUGGAAGGAAAAUGGGGGCGGCAAGGGGAGGGAGGAGCUUUAG